Messenger RNA from Zootoca vivipara (common lizard), 2783 nucleotides. NCBI's taxonomy places the organism in Eukaryota, Metazoa, Chordata, Lepidosauria, Squamata, Lacertidae. The record is from RefSeq and is a predicted model, not a curated record.
AUGAUUCGUCAACUGAAACUAAAAUUAUUAUUUCAGUCCAACACUGAUACCUUGGACACUAGUACUCCUUUUAAAACCAAAUCAACCUUCAUCCCCCAUAACCAGGAUUUUAGGAUAGAAGCUUUUCAUCAUGAAAUUAUAAAAGACUUAGACAGAUUGGAAAAACGUCAUAUCCCUACUAGACAUAAUAUAACUAGAGAACAACAAGAGCUAAUUCAUAACUUGGCGAAUGACCGCUCCAUCACAAUUAAACCUGCGGACAAAGGAGGGGCUAUUGUCUUAAUGGACACAGUCACUUAUGAACGGGAAAUAAACAGGCAAUUGGCCGACAGAAGAUAUUAUUUACCUCUUAGUUAUGAUCCCACUCAGAAAGUUUCUAACCUUAUUCGUAUCACGGUCAAUGAGGCUCUAGCGCUAGAUUAUAUUUCUAUACAAACCGCCGAGUUCCUACUUUGUAAAAAUCCACGGGUCCCUAUCUUUUACACUCUCCCCAAGAUCCAUAAAAAUAUCACACCACCCCCGGGCCGUCCUAUUGUCUCAGCUGUUGGUUCACUCACUGAACCCUUAUCCAAGUACCUAGACUCAUUUAUAUUUGAAUACUCCACUGCCACCACCACAUAUAUCCGAGACACUAAAGAUCUUAUUGCUAAACUGGAAGACCUUCCCGUGCCUAGAGGAGCGAUCCUGGCAACACUCGAUGUAGGUUCUCUCUACACUAAUAUCCCACUAGAGACCAUAAGAGGGACCAUUGAAAAUUUACUACGUUCCAGACAAGAACAAACCCCUCCUUAUUAUUUUUUAAUCCAAUUACUGGAUAUUGUUUUUGAAAAUAAUUUCUUCAGGUAUAAAAAUGACUUCUACAUCCAAACCAAGGGGGUUGCUAUGGGCGCGGCAUUGGCCCCAUCGGUAGCAAACAUUCACAUGAUUGACUUUGAAAACAAACAUUUUUUUUCUGAAUCUAACCCCUUUACAAAUGACAUCAUUCUGAUUAAAAGAUACAUUGAUGAUUUGCUCAUAAUUUUUAAAUCUGAAGCAACAUGUAUUGCAUUCCAAGAAUGGGUGAACACAUUGGAUUCCCAUCUAAAAUUUACUUGUCAGUAUCACAAAAAAGAAAUUCCAUUUUUGGAUGUAGUGGUCUACAUUUCAAAUAGAAACACCUUGGCAUUCAAACCAUAUAAGAAAUUAACGGAUUGUUACUCCCUACUCCAUUACUCUUCAAGUCACCCUUCUCAUUUAAAAAGAAAUUUACCAUACGGACAGUUAAUCAGACUGAAAAGGAAUGCUACAGACAAGAGAGACUAUAGAAAUGCGGCUCAUCAGCUAGAAAAAGCUCUCGUUAACCGGGGCUACCCUAAUUGUAUCAUACAGGACGCAUACAGACGUGUAGACGGUCGCAAUCGAAAAAAUUUGCUUGAAACACGGUCUGAUAGCAUUAAAAACAGAAAACCCAGCCGCCUGGUCAUGGGGAUGGAUUUCACACCCCUGGCCAGCCACAUUAGAAAUAUUAUAUAUAAACAUUGGCAUAUUGUGGAAGACAUACCUGGCUGUAAAGAUCCCCCCCUUUUAGGGUUGAGGAAGAAAGGAACUUUGCGCAAUCAAUUGGUCAAAGCUGAUUGUUUGGAAUCACCAUCCAUUGUCACUAAAGGCCACUAUAGAUGCGGCUCAUGCAAUAUGUGCCCCUACAGUUUACAAGUAAAAGAAAUAAAAAGUGAACAUAUGCAGUUCACUUUUAAAAUCAACUCCAUGACCACAUGCAACUCCAAGAACGUAGUUUAUUGCAUACGGUGCCCUUGCAACAAACUGUAUAUAGGCAGCACCACGCGGGCACUAAAGGUACGUAUAGGAGAACACAGAUCACGCAUCCGCAAUAAAGUGAUGGAAGCCCCUCUUACACCUCAUUUUUUACAAAUGAAACACAGUGACUCCGAUUUAAUGUUUUUUGGCUUAUGGCAGUACACACCCAAGAAAUACCACAAGCAGGAUAUCCUAAAAAUAUUGAGACAACAAGAAACUAAAUUGAUUUUUAUGUUUAAGACAUUACAACCGGACGGUUUAAACUCAGAUCUUGACCUUUCUGUAUUCAUUUAAACGAACACACUAGCAGUAUAACAUACAGUAAUCAUAGAGAUACUGUAAGUGUUAUCAGUACUCACAUUCUUCUGCCCCCUCCUAAUUGUCAUCUUUAAUUAUUAUCACCUGUGAACCAACUUUUUGUAUAUAAGUGUGCUCCAAACACAGGAUAUUUGCUUAGUCAAUACAUGCUCAAACCAAAAAUACUCUGAAUACAAGAAAUGUAAGUAUCUCUUUUUGUGUACAUGUAUUUUAGAAAUUGUAUUACUGUAUUAUUUCAAACAAUAAUUAGAAUUUGAUUUGUAUUACCAGUGAAUAUGUAAAUGAGAGAACCUUUUGAAAAAACACCUGAGCAUUGUGGCCUAAGCCAAGAUAAGUGGUUUCAUACAAAUUUGAAUGCACUAAACAUAAAAGUACAAGGAGAACUACUGAAGAAGCCCGUCAUAUGGGCGAAACAGGCAAAAAAACGCCGGCAGCCUGUCUACUACCAUUGACACCUCGUUCGACCUGCUGCCACUUGCUGACCGCUAGAUAGCCUCAAAGACUAUAAAGACUGGUUUGCCUUUAAUUUGUACAUGCUAUCUGUUUAACGUUUGAUUUUGGCUCUUGUGUCAGCACUUGUAUAUGGUUCUCUUAUUGUUUUCUCUUUGGAUUAAUAAUACUUGAUUGAAACUGGAUUGAAUUUGGUGCCUUUGCGUGCUGCUUGUUUUAUU